AUGACCCUCACCAUCGUUCUCCAGCAAGCUAGACGUGGCGCCGCCAAGAAGGUGACGAUCGCCACGUUCACAACCACGUUCGGCCGCCAGUUCUCCUCCUUCCGCCCCCAGUACAAGCAGGAGGAACUCGAGAACUUGAGCAAGGUCUACAACUCUGCCGAGGAGGCCGUCAAGGAUAUCCCCUCUGGAUCGACAUUGAUGGUCGGUGGAUUCGGCUUGUGCGGUAUUCCCGAGAACUUGAUCGGAGCCCUCAAGAACCGCGCUGCGGACUGCAAGGACCUGACGGUUGUUUCUAACAAUGCUGGUGUCGAUGAUUUUGGAUUGGGACAGUUGUUGCGUACCAAGCAGAUCAAGCGCAUGAUCAGCAGUUAUGUGGGCGAGAACAAGGAGUUUGAGCGUCAGUACCUGUCGGGCGAGCUGGAGGUCGAGUUGACCCCCCAGGGCACCUUGGCCGAGCGUGUCCGUGCAGGUGGUGCAGGCAUCCCCGCCUUCUUCACCCCCACCGCCUACGGCACUGAAGUCCAGACUGGAGAGCUCGCGAUCAAGUACGACUCGGAGGGCAAGGUGUUGAUCCGCAGCAAGCCCCGCGAGGUGCGCGAGUUCAACGGACGCAAGUACAUCAUGGAGGAGGCCAUCACAGGAGACUACUCGCUCGUCAAGGCCUGGAAGGGUGAUGCCUACGGAAACCUGGUCUUCAAGGGCUCCGCCAUGAACUUUAACCCCGUCAUGGCCAAGGGAUCCAAGAACACCAUUGCUGAAGUCGAGGAGAUUGUCCCCGUCGGUUCCCUUCGUCCUGAGGAUAUUCACUUGCCUGGAAUCUUUGUCAAGAGGAUCAUCCAGGGUAAGGGCUACGAGAAGCGCAUUGAGCGUUUGACUCUUACCGAGGAGAAGCCUGCGGCUGUUGAGACUUCUGAUGCCGUCGAUGCUAAGGAUGAGGCAGCUCGUCGUCGUGAGAAGAUUGUUCGUCGGGCGGCCAAGGAGUUCAAGAAUGGAAUGUAUGUCAACUUGGGUAUUGGUAUGCCCAUGUUGGCCUCCAACUACCUCAAGAAGGGCGUCAACGUCCACUUGCAGUCCGAGAACGGUAUCUUGGGAUUCGGACCCUUCCCCAAGCCCGGUGAGCAGGACCCCGAUCUGAUCAACGCCGGCAAGGAGACCAUUACCUUGUUGCCUGGAGCUUCCCUUUUCUCGAGCGACGACUCGUUCGCCAUGAUCCGUGGUUCCCACGUUGACUUGACUAUCCUCGGAGCCCUCCAGGUCUCGGCCAAGGGUGACCUCGCCAACUGGAUCAUCCCCCGCAAGAUGGUCAAGGGUAUGGGAGGAGCUAUGGACUUGGUUGCCAGCCCCGGUACCCGAGUUGUUGUGACGAUGGAGCAUCUCGCCAAGGGAGGCAAGCACAAGAUUCUUCAGGACUGCUCUUUGCCCUUGACGGGUGUUGGAUGUGUGGACAGGAUCAUUACAGACCUGUGUGUGUUUGAUGUCAAGGAUGGAGGCCUUGUGUUGACAGAGUUGAUGGAGGAUGUUUCUCUGGACGAUGUCAAGCGCGGUACCGGAGCUGUCUUCAAGGUCUCCCCUGACCUCAUCCAAAACUAA
Molecule: messenger RNA, 1590 nt
Organism: Linnemannia hyalina
Lineage: Eukaryota; Fungi; Mortierellomycota; Mortierellomycetes; Mortierellales; Mortierellaceae
Source: the annotation of a GenBank genome assembly